This is a messenger RNA of Ictalurus furcatus (blue catfish), 3292 nucleotides long. Its product is annotated as MORC family CW-type zinc finger protein 3-like. Gene Ontology annotation, molecular function: ATP hydrolysis activity; zinc ion binding. Gene Ontology annotation, cellular component: nucleus; PML body. The coding region runs from base 122 to 2314 and encodes 730 amino acids. The transcript is spliced from 18 exons. NCBI's taxonomy places the organism in Eukaryota, Metazoa, Chordata, Actinopteri, Siluriformes, Ictaluridae. The record is from RefSeq and is a predicted model, not a curated record.
GUUUCAUUAAAGUCAGUAUAAAAGUUUAUGCCUAUUUCCUGUAUUUCAAAACUGCUGAAGAGUCUCCUGCUCCUUCAUCAGAAGCUCACUUUGGAACUAUAGACAGCAGAUUUAUAUAAAGAUGGCAGCACCAGCAAAUAGAGGAAUACCUUUAUGCUUGAUCAAUCCACGGUACCUGCACACAAACUCCACUAGCCACACCUGGCCAUUCAGUGCUAUAGCAGAACUGAUCGACAAUGCUUAUGACCCAGAUGUCAGUGCAAAACAACUCUGGAUUGAUAAAUCAGUGAUCAAAGACCAGGACUGCCUCAUCUUCAUGGAUAAUGGAAAUGGCAUGGACUAUGACAAGAUGCACAAAAUGCUCAGUUUUGGCUUCAAUGAUAAGCAGACAAUAAGAGGCCAUGUUCCAGUGGGUCUUUAUGGUAACGGUUUUAAGUCGGGCUCCAUGCGCUUGGGGAAGGAUGCCAUUGUGUUCUCAAAGAAAGACAGCACCAUGUGUGUGGGUCUUCUGUCACAGACUUACCUCGAGAAGAUAAAAGCACAAAAUGUCAUAGUGCCUAUUGUCAUGUUCACCAACACCGGACAGACUGUCAGUGCUUCACCGGAGCAUGCAGAGAGUCUCCAUGAUAUCCUGACACAUUCUCUGUUUAACACCAAGGAAGAACUGCUGUCUGAGUUCAGUGUCAUUGAUGGGUUGUGCACCAACUCAAGUGGAACACGCAUCAUCAUCUGGAACCUACGCAGAACACCUUCAGGAGAAUUAGAAUUUGAUUUCAUGAAGAACCGUCACGACAUCCGGAUCCCUGUUGAUGUGUACGGGAGAACCGGGGAGACAAACAAGCGGCAGGCAGCAGGUGGUGUGUCAGUGCCUGAGAGUGAAUAUUCACUGCGGGCAUACUGCAGUAUCCUGUACCUGAAGCCAAGAAUGCAGAUUAUCAUUAAAGGGAAGAAGGUGGAAACUCAGUUGGUCGCUAAAACUUUAGCAAACGUCUUGACGGACACAUACAAACCUGAUUCUGUUAAAAAGGCAAUAACAAUCACAUUUGGCUACAACACCAAGAGCAAAGAGCACUACGGAUUGAUGAUGUACCACAAAAACCGUCUCAUCAAAGCCUAUGAGCGUGUCGCCUGUCAGCGCAAGAACCAGGCCGACAGAAGAGCAGUGGGAGUUAUCGGGGUAAUAGAGUGUAACCAGCUCACACCAACUCACAACAAGCAAGACUUUGAUGAUACUGAAGAGUACAGGAAAAUCUUAAAGAAUGUAGGUAAGAAGCUCGAGGAAUAUUGGAACCAACAGGUAUAUGUACAUGAGCUUAAACCUAACUGCACUGAGGAUACUGUGAAGCAACCAGAUCAAAACUGUAUUCAGUGUGAUAAUUGUCUGAAGUGGCGAAAACUUCCAGAUGGAAUUGAUCCUAAAAAGCUCCCUAAGAAGUGGUUCUGCUACAUGAACUCUGACCCUCAAUUCAGGAGUUGUACAGAUGAAGAGCCUGAGGUUUAUGAUGAUGAACAACCCAGAAACCAGAAAACCUACAAACAACAUGAGCGAAACCAGAAGUUGCAGCAGGAGAACUGGAAGCAGCAGAGGCCGUCUAUUCCCAAGUCAUCCUACCAAAAGAAACCCAGCUCUGUCCUUAUUUCCUCUUCUCACACAGGGGCCGACACCAGACCUUCUGUUAACACUUUAGAUGACACUCAGCUCCCUUCUGUUCCUGGAAGGCAGAAGAGAGCCCUGGACUCAAAUCAAGAGAAUCCAGAUAACAAGAAAGCCAGAAGUAUAAAUUCUGGUCACAUUCCAGAUAAUUUGCCAACAUCCACAGUCUCAGCUGAGACUUUUUGUUCACCUGCCAUGUUCCCCCCUGAUAGUGGUGCUAAUGAAGCAGAAAGGAAGGAUGUUGAAAAAGUGAAGAAGCAGCAGAGCAAUGAAAUCACACAGCCCACCUUUGAAGUUGAGUACCUGCAGGCCAUGCAGACAAUAAUGCAGCUCCAAUAUAUGGUGGAGAAUCUAAAAAAUGAGAAGUGCAGUUUAUUGGCCCGCUGUGAGAGCCUGGAGAAAGAUUUAGAGAGGGUAAAGAGAGAAACUGAAAAGGCGAAGGUACGUGUGGAAGAUCGAGGGGUCCAGACAGAUUUUCAUAUUUCCUCCCAUGAAGAAAGUGCUUCAACUUCAUCGAGAGCCUCCAACUCAGGAAGAAGAACAGACUUUGGUACACAGCAGCAUGAGACACAGGACAGACCAAAAAUGGGACAAGAAACCAGUAACCCACAGUUACUGUUUGCAGCCCCAGAUCAAGAGAACGUCUCCUGGUCACCUUAGUCCCUGCGCUGGACCUACAGCAGGUGAAUUAUGACUGCAAAGCCAUCGAUGAAAUUCUCACUCAGUUUGUAGAUGAGAAAGAGUCAACGUCUGCAUAGCAGAAGAGCAAAACCUUUUAAAGCACAUUAAUCAUUUGGUUGGUUAAUGCAAAAUUACUUACUAAAUUACUUAACAAUUUCUUAAUAUGCCUGACUCUUACAUAUACUUUUUUGAAUUAUUCUUGACUAGUCAUGAAGAUUUCAGCAGCUACUACCACUUCAGAAAUGUUUCUUAUUAAUCAUUAACAACAUUUAUCUUUGUUUAGUUUUUAUUUCUUGUAUUUAAACGUAAACAUUGGUAUUUUAUAAGAAUGUGCAAACUAUAUUUUUAGAUAUACAGCUCAUGUGUAGGCUUUAAGGCUUCCUUUUUUUCUGUUUCUUUUGAAUCAGCAAUUGUUUUCAAAUUCUAUGCUUAAAAUGCUUAGAGCAAAUUCUAUGCUGUGUGUGUAUAUAUAGUGUCUGUAUAUAACAUUGUAUGCAAAGUAGGGACAAGAAACAACAUGUAAAUGAGACUUUAGUGGUUUCUCAAUAGCACUAACAAGUUCAGAUCUCGUACACAGCACACAUGUAAUUAUGUCUCAAACAGAAACACAAAUUAAAGGUGAUAAGACUCUUUUAAUCAAAAAUGCAAAAAGUUACAUUUGAAAGCUCUCAUUAAUAAUACAAACUUAAUGAAAACUACAAAAGCAACUUUACCAUAGUAAUAAAAUAUAUUUCUCAAAAUUUUGAGGAUAUUGAGACAAAACUGUGAGAAAAAAAAAUUAAAAUAAUAAUAUAAUAGAAUGGACUUACUCAAUUUUACUAAAAAUUUACCAUUUUUAAUAUCUGGCCUUUGGUUGUAUUUUUACAACCAAAGUAAUUUUUAGGCUUAAUAAAUCACACUGACAAUGCUGAAUUAAUCCAUUUGUAGUUUGCACCACUCUGUAUUUGACCUUUUUAG